This is a messenger RNA of Drosophila elegans, 1652 nucleotides long. RefSeq names its product dnaJ homolog subfamily C member 25 homolog. The record is from RefSeq and is a predicted model, not a curated record. Bases 202 to 1203 code for a protein of 333 amino acids. The transcript has a single exon. Gene Ontology annotation, biological process: protein folding. NCBI's taxonomy places the organism in Eukaryota, Metazoa, Arthropoda, Insecta, Diptera, Drosophilidae. Gene Ontology annotation, cellular component: endoplasmic reticulum membrane.
AUCGGUGUUAUCGGCGUUAUCGGCGUUAUCGGCUGAAGCUAACCUGGCUAAGCGGCCAACUUUGCAGCGGGACAGACGCCGAGCAGACGGACGAGCAGCGCCAACGCGACCGCCACCAGUUGCUCCAAUCCAAUCCAAUCUCAGCCAACCUCCCCCCUCCCCUUCAGAGCUCCACGUGUGCGGGAGAAAGCGAUUACCGGGAUGCAGGUGCAGGGAUUGCAGCUGGUGCUCCUGGCCCUCCUGCCCACACUGACCCUCGGGCUGCUGGAGGGCCUGUACUGCGGCAAGGAGAACUGCUACGAUGUGCUGGGCGUGACCAGGGAAUCCUCCAAGUCGGAGAUCGGCAAGGCCUAUCGCCAGCUGGCCAGGCGCUAUCAUCCCGAUCUGCAUCGUGGGGCGGAGGCCAAGGCGACGGCGGAGACGCAAUUCAAGCUGGUGGCCACCGCCUACGAGAUCCUGCGCGACGAGGAGUCACGCACGGACUACGACUAUAUGCUGGACAAUCCGGAUGCGUACUAUGCGCACUACUAUCGCUACUACCGGCGACGCGUGGCGCCCAAAGUGGAUGUGCGCUUGGUGAUCGUCGUCGUGCUGACCAUUGUCUCCGUCAUCCAGUACUAUUCCGGCUGGCAGCGUUACGAUUCGGCCAUCAAGUACUUUGCCACGGUGCCCAAGUACAGGAACCAGGCGCUGGACAUUGCCCGCGAUGAGAUCCAGGAGCGGAUCCAGAAGAAGGGCAAGAACAAGAUGUCGAAGAACGACCAGCGCGAGGAGCUGGAGCGCAUCAUCCGGCGGGUGAUCGAGGAGAAGAUGGACGUGAAGGGCGGCUACGCGAAGCCGACACUGUGGGAUGUGCUGUGGGUGCAGCUGAUCAUCUGCCCGUACACGAUACUCUCGUUCAUCGUGUGGCACGCACAGUGGUUCUGGCGCUACACGGUGAUGAAGCAACCGUACGGGCGGGAGCAGAAGCUGCAUCUCAUCCGCCGGCACCUGGGCAUGGGACAGCAUCAGUUCGAGGCGCAGGAGGACAAACUGAUCGAGGAGUAUCUGCAUCUGGAGCUGUGGAAGCGGGACAAUUUCACCGCCUGGAAGGCGGAACAGGACGAGGAGAUGAAGAAGAAACUGGCGGAGAAUCCGCGCUACAAGGCCUACAGGCGGUACAUGAAGAACCAUGGACCUGGUCGAAUCACCUUCGAGGAUUAGCCGGCGGCGGUGGGAUGUUCCAACUUGUAUUGUUCCAUCUGGAAUCUGUUGUGUGUGUGUGUGUGUAUGUGUGCGCGCAAAACCGAUCCAUAUUCCUCGCCCUCGCCAAUCCCUACCGACUACAAUUUUAUUUAUAUAUACAUCUAUAUAUAUAUAUAUAUAUAUAUAUAUAUAUAUAUAGUUUUUGUACACGGACUAAAAUAUGAAUUAUGUUAAUGCCCCGGUGUUUGCCGAAGGGCGAAACGUUGACCCCGCCGGGAGUUAUCCGCCAAAACCGGUUCAAGAACGUGGCCAAGUUCGGUUCUCGCCGCCACAGUGGCCGCUGGCUAACGUGGACGAACCACCCUAGAACAAUUACCCCCCUGCCUGGUCACAAAAUCCACGUCGUACGCGUGUUUCCCACUAAACUUGACUAACCCGAGUAAUCUAAUAAACUAGAUAGAAUUUAA